Helicoverpa zea (corn earworm) is the source of this 3187-nucleotide messenger RNA. Its product is annotated as protein hunchback-like. Gene Ontology annotation, molecular function: DNA-binding transcription factor activity, RNA polymerase II-specific; RNA polymerase II transcription regulatory region sequence-specific DNA binding. Bases 32 to 1906 code for a protein of 624 amino acids. Gene Ontology annotation, biological process: regulation of transcription by RNA polymerase II. Gene Ontology annotation, cellular component: nucleus. The record is from RefSeq and is a predicted model, not a curated record. The transcript is spliced from 2 exons. NCBI's taxonomy places the organism in Eukaryota, Metazoa, Arthropoda, Insecta, Lepidoptera, Noctuidae.
UCAAUCUUAAGUUUUUUUUUAUUUGUCAGGUAUGAUCAGUUGCGCAUCCCCCGCUGGCAUGCCGCCCGCGCAUCACUCCACGCACUCCCAAGCCUGGGGAGCACUGCUACAGCCACCCACAGUGAAAUCCGAACCGAUGGAAGACGGAAGUUUUCUGAAGGAUCAAACCAGCGGCUUCUAUUCGGAGGGCUUCCACAGCGCAUCGCCCUCCUCAUCCAGUAAGGACUCGAAUGGGCACUCCCCGCGCAGCGUCGGCAGUUCCGGAGAACCUUCGCCAUUCUACGACAACAUGUCACUUAAAGCCAAAGCUAAUCUUGGCAUGCACUUAGAGUCGUUCCGCAAUGGCUUGCCGUACAGCCUCCUCACACCCCCCGGCUUCGAGCCGCGCAAUAAUGACGGCCGCGAACCCUCACCCGGCUAUGAAACAUCUUACUCGCCAAGAAACUUGGCUCCCCCUGCACACGUGUCCACGCCUCUAGCACGUGCCGACGCUACCCCACCGAAAUCACCCCCAAGAACACCAUCAUCCCCUGAUAGGGAUCACGAUAGGAGAUCUUUCGAACGCUAUCACGACUCUGGGUAUGACGGCAUCGGACAGAAGAACGACGGCGAUGACGGCCGCGAUGGCUCCGGUGAUGAAGACUUUGAUGAUGAGCCAGGCCUUCGCGUCCCCGCAGUUAACUCACACGGAAAAGUUAAAACUUUUAAAUGCAAGCAAUGCGAAUUUGUUGCCGUUACUAAACUGAGCUUCUGGGAGCACAGCAAAGAACACAUUAAACCAGAGAAAAUGUUAUGCUGCAGAAAGUGCCCAUUUGUAACGGAAUACAAACACCAUCUUGAAUACCACAUGAGGAAUCAUUUAGGUUCCAAGCCAUUCCAGUGCACGCAGUGCUCAUACUCUUGUGUCAACAAGUCUAUGCUCAACUCUCACUUGAAGUCUCACUCCAACGUAUAUCAGUACCGUUGUGCUGACUGCAACUACGCGACAAAGUACUGCCAUUCCUUGAAGCUACACUUGCGCAAGUACCAACACAACCCUGCAAUGGUUCUUAAUCCCGACGGCACUCCUAACCCGCUGCCUAUCAUUGAUGUAUAUGGAACUCGUCGCGGGCCUAAACAGAAGCCAUUGUCAAAGAUGUUCGAUCAUCCGUCGCCGAUGAACAACAACCACCAACCCCAACAGCCCCCACCAUCGCACCCUAUCUUUGGUAACCACUUCCCGGUCAACCUACCUUACCUCCCGCCACUGCUACCUCACUCAUUCUUAUUCCCGCCGAACAACAACUAUGAACAUCGCACAUCACCUAAACUAUCAGAAAUGCCCUCUGAGAAAAGCCAUGCUAUUUCUCCUCCACCUUCACUGCUCCACCAGCGUCUUGCUUACACUGAGAGGUCCCUUGAUAAUGGCUCCACAUCACCACCCGCGAAGUCACCUGCGACAUCACCCACCAGCUUACCUCAAACACCAACAACUCCACGAGAAGAGCCGGCAGCGGCGGGCAACGAUGCUCUCGACCUCACAAAUACCAAGACGAGCGAAGCAGGUACACCUCCUCCUACCACAGAACAACCAACGCCCGUGACUCCAACCACCGCCCUCAAAAACAGGAGGAAAGGUCGAGCCUUCAAGCUGCAGCCAGCGGCCUUGCGACUGCAACACGAGGACGAGAAAACCAGGGAUAUGGAAAUUUCUGACUCCGAAUCGGAUGGUUCCGUAGAAGCUCCCGCCACCACUCAGUCGUAUUCGUGUCAAUAUUGCGACAUUACUUUUGGAGAUUUAACAAUGCAUACUAUUCACAUGGGUUUCCAUGGGUAUAAUGAUCCGUUUAUGUGUAACAAGUGUGGGGAGCGCAGCGCGGACCGCGUCGCGUUCUUCAUCCACCUGGGCCGGGCGCAGCACGCCUAGCCGAGCGGCGCGCGCUCCUAGUCAACACUUGUACAACCUUCGUGGUAAACCUCUAAAUUAUUCUAGAGUAUUUUCUUAAGGCCAAAGACUUUAUUGUAUCUAUGUAAUUGUAGCAAAAGUCAAUCGGAUUAGGUUCGACAGCAAUCUAAUCGCGAUUCACUUUUGACUCUAAACUUGUUGAAAUCGUGUUGAAUAUUUCAUUUUCUCAAUAAUUGUAAAUAGUCAUAUUUAUGCUUACCCACACGUUUUAGUCAUAGAUUGUAAUGUAUGGAAUAAGGUUGUAUGUUACCCUGUGUUUGAGUAGACAUAGACGAUGUAGUUAUGAGUGACCAAUGUAUAAACAAGACUGUAUCUCUCGAUUAAGUACAAAACAGUUUAUAAUUCGAGUUUUAGUUUAGUUUUAGCGCUAUCGUAUUAGAGUUGCAUCGGUCUUACAUCUAGGAAGUCUACAAAUUCUUAAUAGUAAUUUCGAUCCUUAGUGUGUUUUCUAAUUGUAACAGUUUCGUAACUACAUAAUAUUCAUAAUAUCAUUUAAACCUUUGCUUGAAAUACACAAAGCAUUGUUAUUAAGUCUAAAAAUAACUGGUUGUUCAGUUGUGAAGCGUUACAUAUAGAAGAACAAUUAAAUUAACAUUCUGUACAUUAUUCAAUACAACGGUGAAGUUACCUAUUAGUCAUAGCGUUAAAAUAUAUUGUAAAACAUAAAAAAUACAAUUACGAUUUAUUGUAAAUUAUAAGUAAAAACAGAGUGUAUUUAUAAUGUCCGCAAAAAGAUUUUAUUUUAUUUAUUUAUCCUUAAUGUGUAUUUAGUUUGUAUGGAAGUCGUAAUUUUGUGUAUUGUCGCAUUUUGUUUUCAAUAUCAUUUGGUAAAUUCAUAAAACUUAUGUUGCAAUAAUGACUUUGCUUCGUGGACACAAUACUGUUGUCUCAUCAAAAAAAAAACAAAGUGUCAAUAUUCUGACAUAACCGCCAUAUUGUCUACGCUGUAUUUUUUUAAUCGUCAAGUCAAAUGUCUACGACCUGUGACUUUAACUUGUCGAAUAAAAACUAUAUAUCUGUAAUAUCCAAGGUUAUGUAACAAAAAAAUAUAAUUUACGUAAAUAAAUACCAUAAUUAGAUGCAGGAAAACAAUGUAGGUAUUUAAUUUGUGAUCUUCUUCAGUUAUAACGUAUAAGUCUGUACAGUCCGAAAUUUUAAUUGUAAUAAAGAAAAAUAUGUGUAAAUUAUUGACGUAUACUUUUGUGUGCUGGAUACAUAAUAAAAUUGAAAGUUUUAUCUUAA